Messenger RNA from Symbiodinium sp. CCMP2592, 2796 nucleotides. NCBI's taxonomy places the organism in Eukaryota, Dinophyceae, Suessiales, Symbiodiniaceae. The record is from the annotation of a GenBank genome assembly.
AUGGAAGCUGCAGCCAUGCAGCUUGCGACAGCGCUCCUGUCAAAGACUUGGAGUGGAUCGUCCAUGCUUAAGGGUGUUUCCUCUGCCCUUGAGACUGUCAAGACUGAGCUCCCAGAGUCUGAGACAGAACUCCAGCAGAUGAUAAAGGCUUCAAAGACUUUUGGAUCAGAGCUCGAAGAUCAGAUGAAGGACGGGGCCCAACCUCGUGCCCAAGACGGCCCUUUGACGACAGAUGGCUAUGACAUCUUGGAAGUCGAAGACAGUGCGAUGAAGAAGAGAUUGCAAAGCUAUAUGGACACACCCAAGGAAGAGCAUGACGAGCGUGAACACAUGCUGGAGCUUCUUCGGCAACAGCAGCGACUUAUUGCUCGACUUCAAAAGUCAUCCAAGCAGAUGAGUCCUGCCAAGACCCCCAAGACCAAGAGGAAACCACUGAAACUCUUUAGUGCCUGGCACACCGUCUCUGUGGAGGAGCAACCUGCCGAGCGAGAUGAGAAGUUCUGGAACAGGAUGCGAUCCAAGGUGAAUCGCUUGUGUGACAGAACGAAAUCGGGCAAGCUUCAGGUCAGCGACGACAUCCACAAGAUGUGGAAGGAAGCAGGAUCGGUUCGGGACAAUCUGAUUUUGCUCAUGGCUGAUGCAGAUGGGGAUCGUGCAACCAGACAGCAUGCAACCAUGGGUCAGUUCAUCCGCAAAGUGGAUCUGUACCGUGAGCAGCAGAAGUUUCGCGAGCAAGUCACGGAGGGGGCCUUCUACACGGAGGUGGACCUCAAAAGGAAAAGAGUGGCUGGUAUCAUCGAGCUGUGCGAGAAAACUCCCGGUCACGUGCGGACAAGCAAGUACGAUGGCGAGAGGGAGUACUGGUAUGAUCACACCACCCGUGCGGCACGGGGCACCAGGGACACGGAGGGUCUCAGAGAUUCCACCAGUGCCAGCGGAGCUGUUGAUAGCUUCGGGCAGAGUGCCAAGUCAUGCGAGCCGCAUAAGAAUUGGGACCUCUCACAGCUUGGUAGCUGUGCAGUAAAGGACAGCCUCCAAAGGCACAUGAACGAGGCGGUCACCGCGAGGGACAAGCUGCUGAAGUUCACAGAACGAUUGGAUCGUGAUGAUGCAUCAGUGCAAGCCUCUGCCAAGCAUGUGGCCACCAUCGCGGAGGCCUUUGCGACCCAGGAUAAUGACUGCAAGGCGCUACGAGAUUUGGGUGGAGCCCCGAAAUCUGAUGCUGAAAAAUCCUUGCAAAAGACCCUCCGAAAGUGGGACCUCACUCUGAAUGUGCCCUGGACAUAUCAGCAAUUAUCUGAAGAUUGCUCUGUUCCGAUGCUUAUGCCGUCUGACUACCUUACCACUCUGGUCGAGAAGGGCUACCUGCACAAACUGCUAGGCUCAGAACGACUUCGACAGUUUUGGAGCAACUACGCUAAGGAGGAGCCAAACCAUGAAUUGUUCCAGCACGACUUCUUGGAUUUUGGGCAGCUAGUUCCUCUUUAUAUUCAUGGAGACGGUGGGAGGACAUAUCGACGUGACGAGCUGAUGGUGAUUGCUUUUCAGCCCAUUUUGGGCCUGGGAACCCGUCUAUCCAAUCCUCAGAAACUGAGAACUUCGAAACCUGGAGUCAACCUGCUGGGGCAUUCGUUUACAACGAGAUUCUUGACCGGGGUCAUGCCGAAAAGCGUAUAUAAAGACAACCCUGAAAGAUUCGACAACUUCCUCACAGCGACAAUGAAGGACUUCGAGCGACUUUAUUACGGAGGCCUGGAUAUUGGAAACGGUCGUGUGCUGCGCUUUAUCCCCUUGGGGCUCAAAGGAGACCUCCCAUUCCUUUCGAAGAGUGGUCACCUGACCCGUACCUUCCUACACAUUCGCAAGGGGCCGGCAGGCCCCAAAUCGAAACCCCUUACGGGCUGCUGUUGGCUUUGUCAUGCUGGGUCUGAUCAGUAUGACUUUGAGGAUCUCGGCUAUGAACCGGCGUGGCUUGCAACAGCAGGGCCACACAAUCCGCCGCCAUGGGAUGCUGUGCCUCCUUUCUUUGACCAUGUGGCACAUGUCGUGGAAGACAAACCAUCGUUUUUUACAUUGGAUGUCCUACACAUAUACCAUCUUGGUGUGGGUCGCGAUUUUGGCGCCAGCGCCCUCGUUGUUGCUUUGGGUCUGUACGGCCGUGGGUCCGUCCCGGAGGCGCUCGAGGAUUUGAAUGCAGACUUGCGGCGUUUCUUGAAGUCCAGUGGGAAGUCUGUGCACUUCCGGUCUCUGACGAGAGACCUUCUCGGUUUUUCGUCAGAGACCACAUUUCCUGUGGGACAUUGGAGCAAAGCGAUGGAUACACCGAUCCUCGUCGCGUUCGCUGCCUGGGUGUUGCAGCAGCGCGGCGAGGACGGUGUUCUAUUGCACCAGGUGCUGAUUUCUGGCUGUGGUGCGAUUGAGCUCUUCAUGAAGACCCUCUUGCAGGCCUCCCUCUGGCUUGACAAGCGCGAGGCUACAAUUGCUGGUCGAGCAGGGAUGCAGUUUCUUGCUUGUUAUCAGAAGGCUGCUCAGCUCUCCUUUGACACCCAAAGCUGCAGAUUCAAUAUGACACCGAAGCUACAUUGCUUCCAUCAUAUAUCGCUGUCUCUGCUGCACACUGCUGGCCGCUGCGGCACAUGCUUGAACCCUCUUUCACGAGCCACUUUUCAAGAUGAGGACUAUGUGGGGCGUGUGUCACGGCUGAGCAGGAGAGUUUCGCCGAGGAUGCUGUGUUUGCGAACUAUCCAGAGGUAUCUUUUGGCCACUCGAGUGGAGAUGGACGCAGACCGACGAUGA